This is a messenger RNA of Aplysia californica (California sea hare), 864 nucleotides long. RefSeq names its product RRP15-like protein. Gene Ontology annotation, biological process: maturation of 5.8S rRNA; maturation of LSU-rRNA. NCBI's taxonomy places the organism in Eukaryota, Metazoa, Mollusca, Gastropoda, Aplysiida, Aplysiidae. The transcript is spliced from 5 exons. Gene Ontology annotation, cellular component: preribosome, large subunit precursor. The coding region runs from base 45 to 833 and encodes 262 amino acids. The record is from RefSeq and is a predicted model, not a curated record.
UUGUGUCGACUUUUUAACACAACACAUAAACACACUAAAGCAAGAUGGCCAAGAAUAAGACACCGGUUCACGUGGAGGAGGGUGUCGAAUCAGAUGAAAUGGAAGAUUCAAGUUCUGAAAUUGAUGAAAAAUCAGAAGACAGACUUUCAGGGUCUGAUGCAGACUCAGAAAAUGAGGAUGAUCUGCCAGAGAGUGAAGAAGUGCCUGAGAAGUCAGCCAUGGCCAGUGUCGUGGCUAGAAUCUUAUCGAAAGAUAUAUCAAAGAGUAAUCGUGUUCUUUUAGCUAAAGGAAAGACAGACAAAGAGAUCCUUCAAGAUAUUUCUGAAAGGAAGCGUGCGAGAGAAAAAUCUGAGGAAGAUCCAACCAAACCAAAACAGAAAAAACGUUCUGAGACUGGUGAAGAUGAGACAGAUUUUUUCAAGGAAGAAAAGCGGAAAAUAUGGGAAUCCAUGGCCAGGAAAAUACCGUCUGUGCUGGAUCUUCCAAAAGAGACAAAACUGCGCAAGAUAGCUACUCAGGGUAUGGUGCAGCUGUUUCGUUCUGUUCAUGAACACCAGAAAGUCAUGAAGCAGAAGCUGUCAUCCGUGGGAGCGUCAGAGAGGAAAAAAGACAAAGUGAUGUCAGAAUUCACGAAGGGGAAAUUUCUUGAUCUUCUGAAAGGCAAAGAGUCAAAGACAGACAAAAAGGAAGGCAGUGGAAAAUGGAAAAUUCUACAAGAUGACUACAUGAUGGGUGCUCAAAUGAAGGACUGGGAUAAGGAAGACCCUGAGGAUGGCAGUGAUCUUGAUCAAGAGAACCCAAUGGAAGAUGAUGUUUUGUCGGACAAUGAUUGAAUAAAUAUAUAUAUCUAAUUUUUACACUUGC